AUGGGCAAACUCAUCUGGCAUGAGUUGAGUCGUUACGUCUCCCUUACUGCAAGCAUAUAUGCAGUUUGGGCAAGCUUCUGGGGCGUGUUUUUCCGCAAGUUUUUUUGGGACUUCGCUGGUGGCAUACUGCGCGACCCCGGCGGUAUCCAACCGAACCCCCGCAUUAGUGUAUUCAUUACCCUCAUUGUCGGAAUCCCUGUCAUCCAGAUUAUGACCAUUGCAAUUGGUCUUGUCAUCAUUGCACUGGAAUGGCCUUUUGCCCCUAUCACACGCAUCGCUUUCCAUCGCAGCAUUCCAGUAAGGAUAAUCUUGCUCAUUUUCCAAGCCGUACUAGCGGCAUUGUUGUAUCAGGGACUCAUAUCGUCCGUCCUAAGCCAGUACGAAGCGGCGCUGUCGUCGGGGGACUUGUUUUUCUUCCCAUCUGAAACUUACCAGAAGGAGGACAUCGGUAUCGAAUUCGAGAUUCGUGUGUGUCCUGCGUUACAGAAAAAACCGGAACAGAGAACGGGGGAUGGACAGAUCCUGGCAUCGUACAAGCCAAGUGCUGAACCUGCGGGACAGCUAGAUCCAUUUGCGCCUCCCUAUUCACCUAACUUGUAUGUCGGCGACUUGGUCCUUGAGGAUGAGGGCACCACGGCAGAGUACGUGGUUCUGUUGAACAGAUAUUGCGUUGUUCCUCACCACUUUCUGCUGGUAACGAAAGGCACUAUAUCAUACAAGGCAGAGUAUCGUCCACAAACAUCUCCCCUCUUACCAAGCGAUGUGGUGCAAAUUUAUCAACUUUUGCUUGCUGCCCGCAGAGCAAACAAAAACUUCAUCGCAUUCUAUAAUUGUGGAAUUAAAAGCGGUGCAAGCCAGCCCCACAAACACAUCCAGUUCAUCGAAGUUGGACACGAUGGCCCACCCCUUGAGAAGAUCACCCGGGGCCUCAAGAUCGAAGCUUCGGGACGGCCUUUUGCGAUUCAGUUUCUGCCGUACGCGAACCACAUCUUUCGCCUUCCGGCACUCUCUCUAGACUCCACUCCCGCACAACUCCGCGAAACGCUUUUCCCUCCUUUCCACUCGCUCCUUGAUCUGGUGAUAUCAACAGUGCGACAUGAUCCGGACUACCCAUCAGGCUCUCCAUCGUACAACGUGAUCAUGACACUUGAACAUAUGUACCUGGUUCCACGGCGGUAUGAGACUUACACAAUACCCGGCACGGAUACUGUCGUUCACGUCAAUUCCCUGGGAUACGCUGGAAUGAUGCUAGUUAAGAGUGACUCCGACUUAGAAGAAAUCAAAAAGGUUGGGCCAGCGGAAAUUUUACGGGGAGUGGGCAUAGAAAGCGUUCACGACUUGCAGGUGUCGGGGUCGUUUUUAGACGCAGAGGGCUCAUGA
Molecule: messenger RNA, 1380 nt
Organism: Pisolithus orientalis
Lineage: Eukaryota; Fungi; Basidiomycota; Agaricomycetes; Boletales; Pisolithaceae
Product: ATP adenylyltransferase-domain-containing protein
Exons: 9
Coding region: 1-1380 (459 amino acids)
Biological process (GO): nucleotide metabolic process
Molecular function (GO): ATP binding; ATP:ADP adenylyltransferase activity
Source: RefSeq, a predicted model, not a curated record